Molecule: messenger RNA, 3072 nt
Organism: Durusdinium trenchii
Lineage: Eukaryota; Dinophyceae; Suessiales; Symbiodiniaceae
Source: the annotation of a GenBank genome assembly
AUGGAGCCAAGCUUGCAAAGAGCUUUGGAAGGUGUGAGGGAUGAUGAGAAUUUGGCCAUCAACCUCAAGCUGAGCAAGGUGUGCCAGCUGUUGUCUGAGAAUGGGCUCCUGUUUAAGCAACACUUGGCACCCUCAUGCCUCACAGUGCACCCACAGAACAGAAGUGGGUUGAUGUUGAAUGCUUUUGAUGUGCAUGAGAAAGGGCUGCUGGCUUUAAAGAUGGGAUUCCAAGUGAGCAAAGUGUCUGAAUCAUUUUGCUUUGAAAUGAGCAGCAAGAAAGAAGAAAGGGACAAGCAAGUGGGUGCUAUGAGGGCUCUUGUCACAGCUUCAGAGAGGAAGUUGGCACCAGUGAAUGGUACUGAGAGGUUCAUGAGUGUAUCAUGCUCCCACAUCAGCCAGUUUCUCAAAGCUGUUGGGUGUGGUCAGUGUGUGACAGAGAAUGAAGAACUAGGUGAAAGCUUCCUGACAGUGGAGACCUUGGAAGCACAGUUCCCUUCAGAUCACCAUUUUCAAUCAAUGGUGAGGAAUGGAUGGCAGUGGCAUUGCAUCAAGAGUGAAGUGGAGGAGUGCUGCCCAUGGAUGCCACAGCUGCUUCAGGCAGCCUUGAACAGUGGAAAUGAAAUUUCCAAACAAUCCACAGAAAUGGAGAUUGCCUUGAGUCUGGCCUACACUUACAAGACAUCUGCCAGCAUGGAGAAUGCUUGUGCUGUGGUGAAAGCAGCCACAAGCUUGGGCUAUGUGGAUGCAAUCAGCAAAUGGGUGAGGCUGUAUGCAGGAGGUGAUGACUUCCCCCUGGUUCACCUCUUGGCUUCAAUCCAGAAGCUGUUCAACAGCAGCCACUUCUUGGGUGAAGAAUUCAUGGGCAGUGUUGCAAUGGCAGCAUUCAAGUCCAAAGAAACCACUUACCCAAUGGUCAGAGCUGCUUUGCUUGCAUGCAACUUGAGCAGCCCAAAGCAAGUGGAUGGUGUUGCCAAGCUUCUUGUCAAAGGGGAUGUUGAGAAGCUCAGGAGCCCACAGUACAAAGAGAAGAUGAAUGGUGCAGAGAGCAUCCUCAAGAUUUGCUUUGAGCAGGUGCAAGGGUCAGAGAAUGGUUUGAAACACAAAGACAAUGUCAUCCUCCUGGCAAAACUCUUCAUAAGGACUGCUUUGUGGCUGUGCAACAAAGAAGGCAAAGGGAGAGAGAGGAAAUGCUUUGGCUCCAUGGAAAGCAUCCAUGAAGCCUUCCAAGAAGAUGAAAAAUGUGGAAAGCUUGCAAAGGAAGAAGAGCCAGCUGAAGAGGGUGAAAGCCAGGACAAGGUUCUAUCCUUGCAUGACAACAUGGAUGCUGUAGUGAUUGCUCAGCACCAGUACCCUUGGCUUGUCAAAGGCAAGAACUAUAUGAAGAAGGACAGCAACCUCAUCCACCGGUUCAGUGGCAUGGGGGCUGAGACUGCCACCUUUGUGGUACAAGACAUCUAUGGUGUGGAAAGCAAUGUGGAGGUGAAACACAAAGAGCUGAAAGUAAUGAGGCCUACUGACAAGACUGUUCCAAAGAAGUUGGACAACAGUGCUGUGGCAAAACUCCAAGUGGGCAAAUCAACACAUUGGCUGCAAGAGCUUGCCAAAUCUGAGGUGCAAGCGGCUGUGCUCAACAACUGCAUGGAGGAAAGUGCUGUGGAUCUCAGCAGCUUGCUGUUCUUUGAUGACAGCAAAAUCUUUACUAAGAAGCCCAUCAAGAAAGGAAACUAUUUGGCCCAAGCCCUUGCAGUGAUGGAAAUUGCUAGAAGGAUUUCCUUGAAAUACAAUGAUGGCCCUGCUGUGGUGCUCCCUGCCCAGCUAAUUCACUUUGAUGAUGAUGGACAGGCAUGGGUGAGGUUCAAGCCAUCACAUUAUGCCAUUGGCAAGUUGGUUCUGGGGCACAUGGAGGAAUACACAAAUGCUGCGGCUGUGAACUUGUCAUCCAGCCCUCAGUGGAAAGAACUCAAAUGCUUACAAAAAGCUGUGGUCAAGAAGGAGCUGAACCUGGACACCAGCAGCAAUGAAGUGUUUGAUGAUGAUGAUGAUGAUGAUGAUGGUGCACAUGAAAGUGAUGACAGCACCAGAAGGUCAUGGAAGAAGCUCCUGGAGAAGGUGGGCAAAAGCAUCGUUGUGAACCUGAAUGGUGUUGAUGUGAAAAUGAUGACACCAGCUAAUUGGAAACAAUCAGAGGUGCUUGUGGUCUUGGAGGAACUCCAGUUGAAGGCCUUCUGUUUGGUUUCACUCCAGGUUUCACCUGACCUAGCCAUGGCCAGCUCUGGUUCUGGAGGGCAUGAUGCAGAGAUGGAGUUCUAUGAGGAGUGGGCAGCAGAACAAAGCCAGCUCCACAUGCUGCAGGAGGUAGCCAGCAAGUGUGUGCGUGACCAGAUGAACCAGUGGAGGGCGACCAUGGCUGAAGAGAGGGCCCAGAAGAGAUUGAAGGUGACACCACAAGUGGCAGUGGAGGAAAAGGAAGUGAAGAUGGAUGAGGUGAAGCCUUCUACUGGUGGAAAAGAGAAUACUGCAGGGGAGCAAAAGAAUGAGGUAAAGAUGAAUGAGGUGGAGCCUCCUUCACCCAUUUCGGUUGAAAAUGAGAAGGCAGUGGAGAAAAAGGAUGACAUGAAGAUGGAUGAGGGGAAGCCUUCUCCCAGUAUGGCUGGGCAUGGGAAGCCUGCAGUGGAGGAAAAGCAGAAGGUGAAGAUGGAUGAGGUGAAGCCUUCUCCCAGUAUGGCUGGGCAUGGGAAGCCUGCAGUGGAGGAAAAGCAGCAGGUGAAGAUGGAUGAGGUGAAGCCUUCUACCAGUAUGGCUGGGAAUGUGAAGCCUGCAGUGGAGGAAAAGGAUGAAAUGAAGAUGGGUGAGGUGAAGCCUGCUCCCAAUACUGAUGGGGGUAAGAAGACCUCAGUGGAUCAAAAGAAUAAGGCUGAGGUGAAGAUGAACAAGGCUGAGGGGAAGAUGGAUGAGGUGAAGCCUUCUCCCAGUGCAAUUGGGAAUGAGCAGAAGCUGUGCCCUCCAGCAAAGAAACCACCUGUGUCACCACCGAUUAUGAUGCCAACAGCCAAGGUGAAGCAGGACAGUUGA